Amphiprion ocellaris (clown anemonefish) is the source of this 1478-nucleotide messenger RNA. RefSeq names its product elongator acetyltransferase complex subunit 5 (gene elp5). The record is from RefSeq and is a predicted model, not a curated record. Lineage: Eukaryota; Metazoa; Chordata; Actinopteri; Pomacentridae. The transcript has 8 exons. Gene Ontology annotation, biological process: tRNA wobble uridine modification. Bases 250 to 1140 code for a protein of 296 amino acids. Gene Ontology annotation, molecular function: tRNA binding. Gene Ontology annotation, cellular component: nucleus; cytosol; elongator holoenzyme complex.
UUUUGAAUCAAAGCAACCCAAACAUGCUACCUAGCGAAACUUGCAGCACUUGUAUCGGGCAGCGAAAGCUUUAUUUAAUGAGAAACAUGUUUUGCAGCAACUUUAGGUAAUCAUCAUUGUUAUGUUUGAGAUAUGUACUUCUUCUGUCGUUAGGUUAGUCAGUUUUUCUCAUAGUAUCCGUGUUUUCAUAGGCGGUGAAGCAGAAGUAUGCUAAGUAGCUGAAGCUACCGUGACCAGUCAUAGAGUACCAUGUUGUCUGAACUACUGCAAGGCACUGAUACUGGAGGUUUUCUCGUAAUACAAGAUUCUUCUAGUUGCACCGGUAGACACCUCCUGAAGAGCUUCAUCAAUGCUGCCUUGAACAGGGAAGAAAAUAUUCAUGUCCUUGGCUUUGAGGUCAGCGAGGAAGAGCUGGGAGAAGGAUUGAACACAUCAGCCCCUCAGAGGCUACACUUCCACAAUGCUUAUUCAGACCCCCUUGGUUGGACAGACCACUUGACUUUCACAGUUCAUCAGUUCUGUUUGGAUGAACUUACACAUCUGGUCAAACAAACAUCACAGUCCAAACCAGCUACAUUAGUAAUCGACUCUCUGUCAUGGAUAUUGAGACACCAGAGUCCGCCUGCUGUCUGCAAAACUCUACAGCAGCUGAAAAGAGGGGGAGCUGUGAGAGCUAUUAUUGGCCUGCUCCAUGCAGAUAUGCAUCAGAAGGGUACAGUGGGAAGUGUCUGCCACUUGGCUACUUCAGUCAUCACUGUAGCACCUGGAAUGAAGGGAGAUGAAGCAGUGGCAAAAAUAACAAAGCGCUCAAAAUCGGGGAAAGUUAUGCAAUACGAGGAAAUAUUCAGCAUCAAAGACGAUCUUACAGUCAUUGUACAGAGCAAGCCUAGCCAUCUUGAACACAAACAGACUGACCCUGAGGAACAGCAGAUGGACCCAACAGCUCACUUGACCUUCAACCUUCGACUGUCCGAUACAGAGCGCAAGGCCAAGGAGAAACUUGCACUGCCCUUUGUCUUCAGCAAAGAGAAAAAAACAGCUCUGCUCCACUCGGGCCAAGGUUCAGGACGAAUUCUGUAUGAACCUGAUGCCAACGACGACUAUGACCAAGAGGACCCAGAUGAUGAUCUCGAUGUGUAGGGUCAAGGCAUAAAACUUACUAAAGGCACAGAAGAUCCAUGUUUCAUGUCCUGCUUGCCAUUGAAAACAGUCCUUUGUCGUAUUUGAGGCCCAUUUCAUUCAUAUCAUUUUCAAAAUUAAUUUAGGGAACUUCAAAGAUUUACUAUAAUGUCCAGUAUAUCUGUAAGAAAUCUUUUAUCGAAAUUUAUACAAUUGUUUCACCCAUUAGUUUUUCCUAAUAUAAUUGAUCACCUUAUUUUUUAAAUAUUUUUUCUUAUUGAAUUAGAGCAUGUGUAUUUCUGGCUGUUACUUUGUACUACACUUUGCUUUUUCACAAAAUAAACAUGUAAUACACAAAA